Molecule: messenger RNA, 394 nt
Organism: Uranotaenia lowii
Lineage: Eukaryota; Metazoa; Arthropoda; Insecta; Diptera; Culicidae
Product: cell division cycle 5-related protein-like
Exons: 3
Coding region: 110-394 (94 amino acids)
Biological process (GO): mRNA splicing, via spliceosome; regulation of transcription by RNA polymerase II
Cellular component (GO): spliceosomal complex; Prp19 complex
Molecular function (GO): DNA-binding transcription factor activity, RNA polymerase II-specific; RNA polymerase II transcription regulatory region sequence-specific DNA binding
Source: RefSeq, a predicted model, not a curated record
CAUUUUGACGAACUCGAUCGUUUUCGUGUGUUUCCAGUAGAAAAUCCAUUGAUUUUUGCAUAAAUUGUUUCUUUACUGAAGAUUUUGAAGGAAUUUUCCAGUCUCCAAAAUGCCGCGGAUUAUGAUAAAGGGUGGUGUGUGGCGAAACACCGAGGAUGAAAUUCUCAAAGCAGCGGUCAUGAAAUAUGGCAAAAACCAGUGGUCACGUAUUGCGUCGCUGUUGCACCGGAAAUCGGCUAAACAGUGCAAAGCCCGAUGGUACGAGUGGCUGGACCCGAGCAUCAAGAAAACCGAAUGGUCCCGGGAGGAGGACGAGAAGCUUCUGCACCUGGCCAAGCUGAUCUCCAUAAGCAAACAACGACGACAGGAUGCUGGACACAAGAAGCCAAAGUAA